GGGUCGGGUGCGUGAUAUUUUCAUUCAAAUCCUAUUUUCAAACGCCCACCAUACUGACUAAAGCUUGAAGCUCCAAGGAGACCUCGCGUUCAUAUUUAAGCUUUCUAAACCCCCUACUCAGGAGGUAGUUGACACUCUGCCACCACUCCACUUCAUUUACAGCCCCAGGCUACCCUUCCUCUCUCUGACCGGAAGCUCAACCUUCUCCGCAAUGACUCCCACUGGAAUUCUCGCCGGUCUCUUCCUCCUUUUAGCCUUGUACUGUGGCAUUGACCCUCUUAAGCACAGUGCUAUCUCAGAAUUCCCAGACUUCAAGGCCGUGAAAGUUGACAUGCCGGACUGGUCAUUGGUUCCUACCGAGAAAGACAAGGAUAACUUACUGCAAAGAUCUGAAAUUAAGUUUCUCAAUCAAGUUCAAGGCCCUGAGAGUAUCGCCUUUGACCCUCUUGGCCGGGGGCCUUACACUGGUCUUGCGGAUGGGAGAAUCGUGUUCUGGGAUGGUCAUAAAUGGAUUGAUUUUGCUUAUACUUCACCUUAUAGAUCAGAAAUUUGCAACCCAAAACCAUCACCUUUGAGUUAUUUGAAGAAUGAGCACAUUUGUGGCAGGCCUUUGGGGCUUCGAUUUGAUAAGAAAACCGGUGAUUUAUACAUUGCUGAUGCAUAUUUUGGGCUGUUGAAGGUGGGGCCAGAAGGUGGCUUGGCAACAUCACUAACAACUGAAGCAGAAGGGAUCCCACUGCAGUUUACCAAUGAUCUAGACAUUGAUGAUCGAGGGAACAUUUAUUUCACAGAUAGUAGCACUCAAUACCAGAGGAGGAACUUCAUGCAAUUGGUUUUUUCUGCCGAUGAUAGCGGGAGGGUUCUAAAGUACAAUCCAAUUACAAAGGAAACCACUGUCCUUGUAAGGAAUCUUCAAUUUCCAAAUGGUGUGUCCUUAAGCAAGGAUGGUACCUUCUUUGUUUUCUGUGAAGGAUCCCUUGGCAGAUUGCGCAAGUACUGGCUGAAAGGCGAGAAAGCAGGGACUUCAGAAGUAUUUGCCAUCUUACCAGGAUUUCCUGACAAUGUCAGGACAAAUGCAGAGGGCAACUUUUGGGUAGCAGUUCACUGUCGUCGUACCUUUUAUAGUUACAUGUGUGCAAGAUACCCUAAACUGAGGAUGUUCUUGCUCAAGCUUCCAAUUCCAACCAAGAUCCAGUACCUGCUUCACAUUGGGGGCCGGCUUCAUGCAGUGGUCGCUAAAUACAGUCCAGAAGGUAAGCUUUUGCAGGUUUUGGAGGACAGUCAGGGGAAGGUUGUCAAAGCAAUUAGUGAAGUGGAAGAGAAGGAUGGGAAACUGUGGAUGGGGAGUGUUCUGAUGCCUUUUGUUGGAGUUUACAAAUUGGCUUGAGGUAGAAGGAAGAUGUCAUUUUAGAAAUAGCUAGUUCCUUGUGCCCUUUCAGUCUUCGUUUGCUGUAGAAUCAUGUUGAAAUGUGUCGCGAAAUUGUGGAAUCUGUUCCAGGGUUUUUACUCAUAAUUUUAGCAAUAUGUGUACUGAUAUCUUCCUUUGCAUUUGAUUUAACUACUUACUAUGUUGUGAA
Messenger RNA from Hevea brasiliensis (rubber tree), 1577 nucleotides. Its product is annotated as protein STRICTOSIDINE SYNTHASE-LIKE 3. The transcript is spliced from 4 exons. Lineage: Eukaryota; Viridiplantae; Streptophyta; Magnoliopsida; Malpighiales; Euphorbiaceae. The coding region runs from base 212 to 1387 and encodes 391 amino acids. Gene Ontology annotation, molecular function: strictosidine synthase activity. The record is from RefSeq and is a predicted model, not a curated record. Gene Ontology annotation, biological process: biosynthetic process.